Molecule: messenger RNA, 735 nt
Organism: Gastrolobium bilobum
Lineage: Eukaryota; Viridiplantae; Streptophyta; Magnoliopsida; Fabales; Fabaceae
Exons: 2
Coding region: 81-500 (139 amino acids)
Source: RefSeq, a predicted model, not a curated record
GGUUUAACUUCGAUUUUUGUGAUCUAUUUCGAUUCGAUUGAUUUUCUAGCAUACGAAGUAGAAACCCGAACUCCGAAUCCAUGGCGACACCGACAACCAAGCGGAAGCCGGUGUUUGUGAAGGUUGACCAGCUGAAACCGGGAACCAGCGGUCACACGCUGACGGUGAAGGUGGUGAGUUCUAAACCGGUGAAGAUGGUGAGCAACAGGGGCGGUCGAUCGUCGGUGAUAGCGGCUCGUCCUUCCCGCAUCGCCGAGUGCAACGUCGGCGACGAAACCGGAACCAUAGUCUUCACAGCUCGCAACGAACAGGUGGACCUCAUGAAGCCUGGCUCAACUUUAAUUCUGCGUAAUGCAAAGAUUGACAUGUUCAAGGGAUCUAUGAGGCUAGCAGUUGAUAGAUGGGGGCGAAUUGAGGUCACGGAACCAGCAAAUUUUGAAGUUAAAGAGGAUAACAAUCUCUCAUUAGUUGAAUAUGAAUUAGUCAAUGUUGAAGAAUGAUUUAAGCUUCUGGGAGUGAAUCUUUUGAGUUACCAGAGGUUCGAUUGUUUUUCUUUUUUUUACCAUUGAACAAUUGACUGCGGUGCAGUUUUCAUAUGGUACAGCGUACAGUCCUUCUGAUUUAGACUUAAGACUGCUAUGGUUAAUGCAAAGAAUUAUAUAUGAGGUCAGUUUAGAAUAGUGAUAAUGCCUGUGCUUAACAUGCAAAAGUAAUUACUGUUGUAUAUUUCCUCAA